AUGAUCUGCAAUAUGGACAAGGUCAACAUCAGCAUUGCCAUCCUGCCCAUGGCCCGCGAGUUCGGCUGGUCCCCCACCGUCUCAGGCGGGUUGUGGUGGGCGGGCCUGGUCCAGUCCAGCUUCUUCUACGGCUACCUCAUCUCCCAGCUCCCCGGCGGCUGGCUGGCCGCGCGCCUGGGCGGCCGCCGCGUGCUGCCCAUCGCGGUGGCCCUCUUCAGCGCGGCCACUGCCGGCGUGCCCUUCCUGGCGGGCACGCUGCUGGGCUUGUGCGCCGCGCGCGCGGCGGUGGGCCUAGGCGAGGCGGUGGCGCCCUCCUGCGCCACCGAGAUGAUCGCGCGCGCGGUGCCCGUGGCGGGGCGCUCCCGCGCCACCGCGGCCGUCUUCUCGGGUCUGCACGUGGGUGCGCUGGUGGGCCUGCUGGCCGCGCCGCCGCUGAUCGCCGCCGGCGGCUGGCGCGCGGUGUUCUACGUCUUUGGCGGCGCCGGCCUCGUGUGGUGCCUGGGCUGGGAGGCCCUGCUGGCGCGCCUCCAGCGCCAGGACCCGGCCAUGGUGGCCCUGCUGGACGGCAGCCGCGGGCCGCGGCCCGCCCUGGCCUUUGCCCACUUCUGCAACAACUGGUUCCACUACGUCAUGCUGGCCUGGCUACCCACCUACUUCACCGACCGUCUGGCGCUCGACCUGGACGGCGCCGCGCGCUUCGCUCUGCUGCCGCCCCUGGCCGCCAUCGCCGUCUCCUUCGCGGCAGGCAAGAUGGAGUGGGGAGGGUCUCGGCGCGGCGUGGCGGUGGCCACGGUGCGCAAGUCUGCGCAGGGCCUGGCCUUCCUGGGGCCCGCGCUGUGCCUGCUGUGGGGCUCCCAGGCCACCGACGACGCCGGGAUCGUGGCCAGCAUGACCCUGGCCCUGGGCCUGGCCAGCUUCAGCCUGGGCGGGCUGUACAGCAACCACGCAGACCUGAGCCCGCGCUACGCGCCCAUCCUGCUCGGCAUGACCAACGUGGCCGGGGCGGUGCCGGGCAUCGUCGGCAUCGCGGGCACGGGUUUCCUGUAUGACAUGACGGGGUCUUGGGACGUGGCGCUCUUUGCGCCCUCCAUCUUCCUCUUCCUCGCUGGCACCCUGGUGUACGACGACUGA
Molecule: messenger RNA, 1131 nt
Organism: Auxenochlorella protothecoides
Lineage: Eukaryota; Viridiplantae; Chlorophyta; Trebouxiophyceae; Chlorellales; Chlorellaceae
Product: putative anion transporter 6, chloroplastic
Exons: 6
Coding region: 1-1131 (376 amino acids)
Biological process (GO): transmembrane transport
Molecular function (GO): transmembrane transporter activity
Source: RefSeq, a predicted model, not a curated record